AUGGGUAAAUCGCACGGUUACAGAUCUCGUACUCGUUACAUGUUCCAACGUGACUUCAGGAAGCAUGGUACCAUUCCAUUGUCUACCUACCUGAAGAUCUACAAGGUUGGCGACAUUGUCGACAUCAAGGCCAACGGUUCCAUCCAAAAGGGUAUGCCUCACAAGUUCUACCAAGGUAAGACCGGCGUUGUCUACAACGUUACCAAGUCCUCUGUUGGUGUCAUCAUCAACAAGGUUGUUGGUAACAGAUACAUCGAAAAGAGAGUCAACUUGAGAGUCGAGCACAUCAAGCACUCCAAAUGUAGACAGGAGUUUUUGGACAGAGUUAAGUCUAACGCCGCUAAGCGUGCUGAGGCCAAGGCUCAAGGUGUUGCUGUCCAAUUGAAGAGACAACCAGCCAAGCCAAGAGAAGCCCGUGUCAUCUCUACUGAAGGUAACAUCCCCAAGACUUUGGCUCCAGUUCCAUACGAAACUUUCAUCUAA
Messenger RNA from Lachancea mirantina, 483 nucleotides. Lineage: Eukaryota; Fungi; Ascomycota; Saccharomycetes; Saccharomycetales; Saccharomycetaceae. The record is from the annotation of a GenBank genome assembly.